UUCAAAAUGGCGGUUGUCCUGAAAUGUGGGCGUGUUAGCAUAAGUAUAUAGUAAACGUUGAAAAGAAGGCCAAUAAACGGAUGUAGCUAUUUGCAGUUCACAAGACGACUAGGAGUUAACCAUGCCGACUGCAACAGUUACUGUCAGGGACGUGAAGAACAAGGACACAGGGAUUGAUCUGACAGUGCCCACAUUCAAGCAUAUCCCAGGGUUACUGUCAUCAACAUAUAUUUAUCAAGUUGUUGCAGUUUCCAAUCUAACUUUCUUCAAAUCCCCAAAGCACAAGGAAUCUGACACUGUGCAAUUUAUGGUUGAGAGAAAGUUUAAUGACUUUGAGGACUUGUACAACAAAUUGAAUGAGAAGUUCUCUGGCACCGUUUUCCCUCCACUUCCCAAGAAGGUUCUUCUCAUGAAUGAUGUCGUUGCUAGAAGCCGCCGUGGGGAUCUGGAACACUUCCUCAAAUUCCUGGCAACAGUUCCAAAAGUUGCAACAUCCUCUGUUGUGCUGGAGUUCUUAGGUGUUGGCGCAAUGAAGGCAGGGACGUUUAGGAAAGGGGGAAUCAAUGAUGGUGGUAACGAGGACAGCAGUGAGAAGACAGAAACCGAGGGUGACGAUGUGGAGGAUCAGGGGCCUCAAGCAAGUCUGUUUGAUGAUGAAGACAAGCAAGAGGGGGAUGAACUGUUUGCUGGCCUGGAUGCUGCUGAUGGUGGAGAAGAAGAAGAAGCAUCGACUCAGCUGUUUGAGGCACAAGACUUCGGUGGAGGAAUAUCUGAAGAUGAUGCCUCACUCUUCCUCCCUGAUGCUGUUGUUGAUAAAGAAGCCACUGCACCAGUUACAGCACCAGCCAGCACGGAUGAAACAGAUCCCUCACUAUUCCAAAUCGAUGAGGAUCUUGAAAACUUCAUGAAAACGGAGAUCACCAAGAAGUCAAAGAAGAAACAAGAUGAGAAAACAGAAGAAGCCAGUGAGGUUAAAUCCAAACCCGAUGUCAGACCAAAACCAGGUCUCAAACCAAAACCAGGUCUCAAACCAAAACCAGGUGUCCAACCAAAGACAGAGGUCAAGCCUGAAUCUGAUGAAAACACACAAGAAAAAUCUAUUUUAAGUAGUGGCGAUAUUUUAUCUUAUAUUCAACAAAAUACAGUUGAAGAGGAUGAGGAUGUGGACUUAUUUUCAUGAGGAAUGGAGAAUGUGGUCCUCGUCUCGUUGUUGUAGGUUGGUUUAGUUAUUCUCCUUAGGCCUAUGGUUGUUUAUUGGCUUACCUACCCUGGUAACUAACUGACAUAAAGAAAUGAAAUCGUAAAUAUAAAGAAAAUAACUUUUGGUGUUAUCCAUUGAAGCUGUAAGCAAUAUGAUGUUACGCUAAUCCUGCACGAGAGAAAUGGAGUUAUGGCUCUAUGACGUCACAUGUGAAUCAUUCAUGAACGUUAGUUCAAACAACACAACAGUAUGUUCGUUUGUGGUUCGAACGAAUGUAAUAUCUCUUGAAUGUAAUUCUUCAUAUACAUGUAUUAACCAACAUGUGUGGUAUUCGCGUUUCUUUUGGCAGUGAGUAUAUUAAGCAAGUUGAAAAUUGUUACUAAAUAUUAAAUAUUUUAGGCAAUCCUAGCUAAUACACAAGUGUUUUUUUUAAAACAACAAUUCUGCAAACUAUACAAAUUAGAAAAAUAAAUGCGAAUAUCAAGAUUUUGAAUUUUUUAGUAGUUUGAAGAAACUGAAAGCAAUCAAUUUACCUUACUUUUGACCAUCGAAUUCAUCAAGGUUGUGUUGGAGACACUAAUUUAUUUGUAAAUUGUUUAUUCUCUGUAUAUACAAAUGACACGAAGAAUGUGUAUGCUGUACAAUGAGAUUAUGGGUGUGAAAAAAUGUUUUUUACAAAUAUAUACAAAUAAUUACUAACUGAUGGCUUCUAAAACUACUUUUAAGAUGACAAUUGACAAAAUGGCUGAUGUCCUCCUAGACUUUGGCUGCAAAUAUUUGUGGUUGUUUACAAAGAUGACAGAAUCUACUGAAACUAGUGUCCUACAACUGACUACCAACACUUAACUCAUGGUCUCCCAACCUUAGGCCAGACUUAAUUUGUUUUAUUGUUAUAUUUGAGAUUGUGCAAACAUUAGUUAUUAAAGGAUGUGUUUUGUAUAUUUUGAACAUGUUUGCAUUUGUGUUUCUGUUGAAACUUUCUCAAAAAUUUACCUCAGACCAACCCUGAUGACAUGGAUUUUUGCCUACCUUUGAUGUUUGAACACAAAAUAUGGAAAACAAAAAAAAUUGGUUUUGCCUUAUUCUAUGAGGUUAUGAAAAUUACUGUUGAGUACUGUUACUCCAUUGAUGUGAGUGAGGUAUGGAGUUUAGUGUUUCUCAGCAAGACUGAUAUUGUCAUAACUAUGUUUUAACAUUUGACUCGCUUAUAGGUAAAUCUUCAUUGAGGAUUUAUCCUUUUUAACAAACUCAUAGACCUGAUGUUUUGUAUGUAAAACUAUUUGUUUCAACAAAUGUAAUUAUCCUGUUGGUACUCAUCCUCGAUUAUCAAGGGUAUUAUAUCCUCAUUCUUUUAUGAUAAACACAGGGGACCCAUUUGCCACCAUUGUUAUGUUUUGAGUACGGUUCAAAUGACACAUCCAUCAAAUUACUCUGACUUUUCAUGAGUGCAACAGCUGGUGAUAUCACUAGUGUACCCACAAGCCUUGAUGCAUACCCUCUCAAAUACAGGGAAACUUGAAAUCCAUGCCAAACUCUCAUUCAGAAGAGUCAUAUUGGAUGAUUUCAGAGAUUCUGUUGGCGAUGAGAGAGAUGGAUCUGGUCAGGGUGCUGUGAUGGUGGAUGGGUCCAGGGUAUCAUGAUAGGAUGGAUAUAACAUACACUGGGUAAUCGAAGACAGGAAUGAACAAACUUGUAUAGCUGCUUGACCUUGAACAAACUGUAAAUUAUCUAGAGCUUGAAGUCUUCCAGAUCCAAUAGGAACAGCUUUCUGUUACUUUAAUGUAACGCAUUGUAGUUAAAUGCUCAUUUGUCAGCAUUAGAGAAUAUAUACUCACCCAUUGUAGGAAUAACUCAAGACCAGUUCCUGUUCCAUGAACUCCUGCAUCAGAGAUCACCCCCACAGUGGUCUAGAUCUGCAGCUGCCAAGACAGACCAGUUCCUCUUCCAUGAACUGUCCUGCAUCAGAGAUCACCCCCACAGUGGUCUAGAUCUGCAGCUGCCAAGACAGACCAGUUCCUCUUCCAUGUACUGUCCUGCGUCAGAGAUCACCCCCACAGUUAUAACUCAUAAAACCUGCCCCUUUCCUUUGGAAACCCUACCCAGGUACCCACUGUAGGUCUAAAGAGAUAGGUACAAAAUGUCUGAUAGGAAAUUUUUUACCAUAGCCCUGGCAAAAGGUAUUUAGAUACAUGUAUUUAACAAUCUGGUCAUGCAUACACUAAAGUUAUACAUUUAUUCCAAAAUAUGAAAAUUCAGGAGGAAUGGGUGCAUAAUCAGAAAGAAAUGCGAACAUUAGUGACAUAUAGUAUAACCAUAGGGUUCUAGAUAAUUUUUGUCAUUAAACAAUAUAUCACGUGACUAACCACUAGUCUAGGUAGUCCAGUGUGUACCUGGGUCCUACUCAGUACCCACCCAACCUGGGUACCCAAUUUACCCAUCCCAGACCUACAACACAACCUGAACAAUUUUGAGUUUGUGGAUGAAAUACCCGAUACCAGGUUUUUCAUCUUUCUCUAUAAGAAUAUUCUAUAAAACAGCCAUGGGAACAUUGCAAUUCACCAUGUUUUUGUAAGAUUUCAUAAUAAUUUGGCAUGACAUCAACAUUGUACUAACAUCACCAUCAUGAGGACUUUAACUAUUGUCCAUUUAUUCUCCAUAAUUUACAAGUGUUGAUUGUUAACUAAGAGAUAUUUUAGUCAUAUUAUCAUCCUAAAACACUGGUCAGCAUUGUGAGUGAGUGAAUGAGUUGGGGUUAACGCCGCUUUUAACAGUAUUCCAGUAAUAUCACGGCGUGUCAGCUGAAUAUGGGAGGAAAGCCAAAAGUGAUGCAGGUCUUAGACAUUUACCACUUC
This is a messenger RNA of Haliotis rufescens (red abalone), 4053 nucleotides long. RefSeq names its product HCLS1-binding protein 3-like. Gene Ontology annotation, molecular function: phosphatidylinositol binding. The record is from RefSeq and is a predicted model, not a curated record. NCBI's taxonomy places the organism in Eukaryota, Metazoa, Mollusca, Gastropoda, Lepetellida, Haliotidae. The transcript has 7 exons. Bases 122 to 1180 code for a protein of 352 amino acids.